This is a messenger RNA of Chaetura pelagica (chimney swift), 522 nucleotides long. It is a transcript of the gene RPS13, whose product is annotated as ribosomal protein S13. The transcript is spliced from 6 exons. The coding region runs from base 1 to 480 and encodes 159 amino acids. The record is from RefSeq and is a predicted model, not a curated record. Gene Ontology annotation, molecular function: small ribosomal subunit rRNA binding; structural constituent of ribosome. Gene Ontology annotation, biological process: translation. NCBI's taxonomy places the organism in Eukaryota, Metazoa, Chordata, Aves, Apodiformes, Apodidae. Gene Ontology annotation, cellular component: cytosolic small ribosomal subunit; nucleolus; ribosome.
AUGUACACUAUUGCCCUCCGUCCGUCUCAUCUGCUUCUUCCCCGCAGGAAGGGCUUGUCCCAGUCAGCCUUGCCGUACCGACGCAGCGUGCCCACGUGGCUGAAACUUACUUCUGAUGAUGUAAAGGAACAGAUCUACAAGCUGGCUAAAAAAGGCCUGACUCCCUCACAAAUUGGUGUGAUCCUGAGGGAUUCCCAUGGUGUUGCCCAGGUUCGCUUUGUCACUGGCAACAAAAUUUUGAGAAUCCUUAAAUCGAAGGGACUGGCCCCAGACCUUCCAGAGGAUCUUUAUCACUUGAUCAAGAAAGCUGUUGCUGUUCGAAAGCAUCUUGAGAGAAACAGAAAGGAUAAAGAUGCCAAGUUCCGCCUGAUUCUGAUCGAGAGCAGAAUCCAUAGGCUGGCUCGCUACUACAAAACCAAGAGAGUGCUGCCACCCAAUUGGAAGUAUGAAUCAUCAACAGCUUCUGCCCUGGUCGCAUAAAAGCUGGCAAAGACUUACUGAAAGAAUAAAUUUCCUUUAACU